Rhinocladiella mackenziei CBS 650.93 is the source of this 930-nucleotide messenger RNA. RefSeq lists its product as uncharacterized. The transcript has a single exon. The record is from RefSeq and is a predicted model, not a curated record. Lineage: Eukaryota; Fungi; Ascomycota; Eurotiomycetes; Chaetothyriales; Herpotrichiellaceae. The coding region runs from base 1 to 930 and encodes 309 amino acids.
AUGCCAGACCACCACUUCCACAACGACACCAACCUUCUCUCCCUUCCACCGGAGAUCCGCUCUCUGAUAUAUGAGCGCCUCCUCUCAGGUUCCAACAGGUACAUUCUGUCCCCCUCAUCGCGUCCCAAGUACUACCACCGGGAUUAUGACUUGCACCCUGCCCCAGAAGAGGCCAGCGGAGGCUCGCACGUCCAUCCGGCCGCCAAUCUUCUCCUGACCUGCCACCUCGUGCGACGCGAGAUCCAAACUGCCAUUGCCCUCCACAUGCACCUCUACUGCUCAGUCCACGAGCUCGAAUAUAUCAGCACAUCAUCGUACUUGCCUUCCUGGCUCCGAAAUUCUUUGCGGCAUGUCUCGAUCUACAAAUUCGACCUCACGCGGUCGCACCCGCUAUCACCAAUUCAGUUCUUCCACCCAUUCACGAGUACGCGGGACCCACUUCCCUUGGACUCGGCGCACCAAUCGUUCUCACAGAGUAUAAUCUAUCGACUUCUCGCGGAUCACACGUCGGCGCCGCACGCCAAGCUGCUGAGGACGUUUCCCGCCCUGGCGCGCUUGGAUCUGGUGUACUUCUGGCCUGAAAUCCUGGGGCGGAUGAAACAUCGGCUCGAGCUGUUCUUUGAGGGUAGGAGGGACGAUGAGCUGUUGAGCCUGGUGCAGAUUGCCUUUCGGCGGAGGAAGGACGAGGACGAUAUUAGUGGUGGUAUAUGGAGAGAUGGAGCUGUUGAGAAGCAGUGCUUGAGAAAUGAUGAGGCAUUGAGUUCUCAGUCUGCGGACUCUGCCCGUACCAACCGGAUGAACGAAAACCAAGCCUCGACAAGUCCAAGUCCAUCCCAACUUCAGAUUUUCGUAACGGGGCAUUUCAUCGAAACUGAAGCCAGUGGACCAAAUGGAAGACGGUGUCUGGUGAGUUCCCUCUCCUUCGCAUAG